Molecule: messenger RNA, 1162 nt
Organism: Quercus lobata
Lineage: Eukaryota; Viridiplantae; Streptophyta; Magnoliopsida; Fagales; Fagaceae
Exons: 6
Coding region: 102-581 (159 amino acids)
Source: RefSeq, a predicted model, not a curated record
AAUCGUGAGGCAGAGUUUUAAAGGGUUUAAUAAAACUGAAGAGAUAGAGAGACACAGCGACUGUGAGUUUGUGCGCGAGGAGUUGGGAAAAGAAGAAAAAGAUGGGGACGAGAGAGGUGUACGAAGAGAAGCUGAGGAGUGGCAAUAUGUAUAAUCACGAUCCAACCAUAAACCCUGGCCUCGGAUCCCCACGCUGUCCUCGCUGUCUCUCCCUCUUAAACCCUAACUCCGCUGGAGGUGAAUGGACUAUCACUUCCGUCCUACACGACGCCACUGCUGUGGCGGGGACAGGUAUUGGUGCAAUGCUUAGUGCAGUUCACGGUUUCAAUACAGGGAUCCCAUACCUUCAAAAUCGUGUGAAGGGGCCGAAGUGGCUUCCUUUCCUAGUUGGGCUUCCUCCAUUGCUACUCUUUUCUGGUACCAGCGCUGCAUUCGGAGGUUAUGCACUCCCAAAGUUCACUCAACUCACAGUGACAUCCUAUUAUGCUGCCUCAAGUGCCUCCUAUUAUGGAAUCUCCCUUCUUACCCGACAUAUUGAAGAGGCCCACACUACCCGGACUAGGCAAGAAAGGCUUGGAUGAUUUCUUGCAGGUGCACAUACUUACAAGUCUACUAUUCAUUUCCCAAUUUUGUAAGCAAAAAUAUUUUUGUGGUUGUAGAUGCAUGAACUUGUAGAUCGUUAGUACGGUUCUUCCCUUUUCUGCCUCUUUAUUUAUAUGUUUAUAAUAAAAUAUUUGCUUCACUUGGUGGAAAUUCAUGUUAUAAUAAAAAUGAUUAUAAUUUAUAAAGAUGACUUUAUAUGUUCUAACUUUUUGAAUAGUUUGACUUGUUGCCUUGAGAUGGGAAAUGUAGGUGAUUAUGACCACUUCUCAACAUUGCAUAACAUGUCGUCUUGAUGAACUGCUCUAAUAUAUGCCUUAAGUAUCGAUUAUAGAGAAAAAAUAAUAAUUCACACCUAUCAAUGCCUUAUAAAAGAAUGGGCAAAGCCUAUGUACAGUUCCUUUGAUGCAGUGCCAUAGGUUCUCCAACUGAAUUCAGCCAUAGGAUUUUUUUGGCCAAUACAACAAAAACAGUGUUAAUCUAAGGCACUUUACCUAAGGAACUGUACUUAAAGCUUUAGUGGAUAUUACCAAAACCUAUAGGGACAAUAUGGUAUAUUCAG